ACAAUGUGAUGAGUCUGGAUUUGAAUUACUGAUUGAAUUAUAUCCAAUUCAAACAGUGCUAAGUAACCAUGUGCUUGCGUUUGUUGUCCUGGCUGCAUAUAAAGAGAAUAUUGGUGGAGCUUGGUGGUUUAAUGUAUCACGCCUGGCCUACUGAUAAUUAACCAUGGAAAAGAUCACCUUCUACGAGGACCAGAACUACCAGGGACGGUACUAUGAGUGUGACAGUGACUCCAGCGACCUGCACACCUUCCUCAGCCGCUGUAACUCAGUCAGGGUGGAGGGGGGAUUCUGGGUGGUGUACGAGAGGCCCAACUACAUGGGCUUCCAGUACGUGCUGACCCCUGGAGAGUACCCUGACUACCAGCGCUGGAUGGGAUUUAAUGACACCGUCAGGUCCUGUCGCAUCAUUAGGAAUGUGGGCAACUCGUGGAGAAUGAAGCUGUGGGAGAAACCUAACUUUGAGGGCCAGAGCAUGGAGGUGGCAGACAACAUGCCCUCCUUCCAGGAGCGCUGGCACAGCCGCGAGGUGAACUCCUGCAAGGUGUUCGAAGGCGCCUGGGUUUUCUUUGAGCAUCCCAACUACAGGGGGCGCCAGUACCUGCUGGAGAGGGGAGAGUACAGACGCCACACCGAGUGGGGGGGCAUGCAGGCCAACGUGGGCUCCAUCCGCUGUGUCAAGUAGUACGGCACGUCACCACCAAGGGUUGAGGAUGUGCAUCAUUGUGUGUAAGAAGUACAAAUAAAGUUGUGUUGAAAAUCUAAAAAA
Messenger RNA from Oncorhynchus tshawytscha (Chinook salmon), 766 nucleotides. RefSeq names its product gamma-crystallin S-1-like. Gene Ontology annotation, biological process: visual perception; lens development in camera-type eye. The transcript has 3 exons. Bases 164 to 682 code for a protein of 172 amino acids. NCBI's taxonomy places the organism in Eukaryota, Metazoa, Chordata, Actinopteri, Salmoniformes, Salmonidae. The record is from RefSeq and is a predicted model, not a curated record. Gene Ontology annotation, molecular function: structural constituent of eye lens.